Nilaparvata lugens (brown planthopper) is the source of this 2821-nucleotide messenger RNA. It is a transcript of the gene Mtp, whose product is annotated as microsomal triglyceride transfer protein large subunit-like. Gene Ontology annotation, cellular component: basolateral plasma membrane; Golgi apparatus; endoplasmic reticulum. The transcript has 16 exons. NCBI's taxonomy places the organism in Eukaryota, Metazoa, Arthropoda, Insecta, Hemiptera, Delphacidae. The coding region runs from base 120 to 2768 and encodes 882 amino acids. Gene Ontology annotation, biological process: lipid transport; lipoprotein metabolic process. Gene Ontology annotation, molecular function: lipid binding. The record is from RefSeq and is a predicted model, not a curated record.
AUUAUUUCAAUUCAAUUUUAAUUGUGAAUCCUAGUAAAUUCCUCAUCAUUGUAUCAUUAUCUUUUUUUUUGCUAAAUACAUUGAUAAAUUAUUAUCUUUUUACAGGCUGGCAAUGUCAAAUGGCUCCAGCGAUUGCCGGCCACAGCGAUGGCCUCCUGCAGCCCGGACUCUACGACUUCCAGGUCGGCAUGCAGCUGGCCGAUGUCCCCGGGAAGGACGUCGGCUUCCAGGUAGACGGUCGCCUCUCCCUGCACGUGGCCUGGGAUGACCCACGCCAGCGCCGCAAGCUCUUCCUCGCACAGUUGAAAGGACCAAGCUUACAGAUAAAGUCGCGCAAAGCGCCCAGCCCUGAUGGCUUUGUGACGCACUCGUCCAAGCUGGAUGACGCCGUCAACAGCGUGUUUCUGGUCUCUUGGCACGAUGGACGGGUGCCUGCCAUCUAUGUCGAUCCUAAAGAACACGUCUCACUUAUCAACCUCAAAAAAGGCAUUGCUAGUAUGCUUCAGUUUCAGCUUAAGGACGGUGAGUUCGAAGAAUUUGAUGCAUCUGGUCUAUGCAAAACUGUUUACCGAACAAUCCAUCCUCAUCAUAUCCUAAAAGUAAAGAAACUGUGCGAUACAUCAUCUACCUCAACCAACAAUAGUCAUAAUGAUCAGAUAUGGGGAGUAACUGUAAGCUCAAAACGGGAAUCUCUCAUAGAGCUUUCCAGUGACUUUAAAAAAGUCAUAUCAAUAUCCUCAGAGGAAACACAUAAGAUGUAUUUGUCUGUCUACCAAGAAGCUGGGGGUUAUGUUACAGCAAGGCAACAUCUGAAACUAACUGAUGGUGAGGAGAAUGAGGUGAUUUCAAUCUCAGCAGAAUCUAAAGAUGAAGCAGUUAAAGGUGUUGAAGAACAAUUCAAAAUCACGCUCUCUAAAGAAGAUCUCAAAUUGAAGAACGAAAACACUCAUUGCCAAGAUGGUAAUUGCUCGACCUUCCUAAAAGCGUUGAAGGAAAACAAAGAUCAUUUAAAAACUAAGUAUUUGGGAACAAUGCGAUCAGCUACUGCUUUCAUUCGGCUGCUACCUCUUGCAAGACAAGCCAGUAUGGACGAUAUACACAAAGCUCUGAAAAGCUCAAAGAACACUCAUAUUUUGCCUCAGCUGUACGACAUUGUGGGAGCGGCGCAGACCGAGGCGGCGCACGGCGCUGCAAUGAAGCAGCUGCAGUUCGACUCGGAGAGUGGCUUCGACCUGGCUGAGCGCUACCUGUGGGCGCUCUCAUUCGGAAAUCAUCCUCUAAAACAUGUACUUUCAGAUAUUAGGAAGCUGACUGUGAAGGAUAAGUUCGACCAGAAGCUAGUCGAGACCAGUAUCCUAACACUAUCAACUAUUGUAAAUAAAUUGAAAAAUACAAAAUCCAACGAAGAUAAUAAUGAAUCAAAGACAAUAGAAGAAGUUGAAUCAGAACUGAGGAAUGGCCUUUCAAAUUGUUCAGAGAAAGAUGACAGCUGUAAAGUCAUGUAUUUGAGAGCACUCCAAAACUUGAAUGACGAAACCUCUGUCCCAGCCCUCAUAACUUACGCGCUUCAAGGUUCAAAAAAAGUAAGUGUUCGAGCUAUGAAAACGUUGAGGUCGAUGAGUCCUUCUUUUUGGAAUGAGGAUGUUUUAAAAGCGGCAGAACACAUCUAUUUCCAAAUGGGAAGGAAGUACGACAGCAGUGCUCGCACUCUGGCCCUUGACGUUCUACUAGAAUCGAAGCCUUCGGAAAAACUUUUAAAGCUCCUGAUUGGCUCGUUGGCCAGCAGCGAUUCAGCUUACGAAGUGAAGCAGUAUCUCAUGCAGAGGAUGAACCAAAUAGCUUAUAGAGAUGAAAAGUUUCUUGAAACUGUAAAGGACAUAUUUUCAUCGUUGAAUCUCAAUAAUUACAAUAUACUGGCUCAGAAAGGAUUAUCGACAGCCUUCACACGUUUCUUCAUGACUGGUUCAGCUGCGAAUGGAAGUCUGUCGACGGUUCAAGAAAUACAAAACGGAAUUGUAAAACGAGGUCUUGUUGAUAUAGUUCUUGAUCAGAGUGGCAGACAUCAAAGUAUAUUCACUCUAGGUCUGUUUGCGGGUGGCCUUGGCUCGUUCAUUUCGUCUGAUGAGGAGGCGAGUGUGGGGGCGGGAGAGGAGGAGGAGGAAGAGGUGGCGACUGCUGGGAUGGAGCUGACUGUGCUUGGAGUGCAGGUGCGUCCGUUCGUCUUCUUCUCGGGCCAGGGAGACCUCAUGGGCCACGUCUGGUCGGGCACUGCUUCCGAACGCACUCCCGCUUUCCAGGCGCUUUUACUUCUGCAAGAUUAUACACAACAGAUUCCACUUGAAUCCGGCUUCGUAGCAGAACUCAAUUUUGUUGGUGGAGUCUCUUUCGAUUUAUCUGGACAAAUUCAGUUUAGCCUAUGGAACAGGAAUGCUCAGUCUCUUGUUGAGAAAAAUGCUGGAAUAUCGAUGGUGGGUUCGAUACGAGUUGACAAUAUGUUCAUCAAGAGUAAUAUUGAGUUCAAUCUCAUGACUGAGGCAAAGCUCAACUUGGAAUCUAACAUCGACUUCUACAAUACCAUCGCCCUCUGUCUUCAACUAAGUCAGCCAGAUUCCGUAAUCAAGUACAAUGUAUUCAAAGUAGAAAGGAUACCAGGUAGUAAGCACAAACUAAGGAAAUCAAAAUAUUCAUUAAUUUCAGUUCCAGGUAAAACGUAUGCAUUGAAUCAAAAGAACAAUGAAAUGUGCAAUACCAUUUUCAAAGACUCAUAAAAUAAAUUUGUUUAUAAUGACUGCAAAUAAAUUAAAUUUUGAUUACAAAUUGU